GAGCUUACGAUGAUGAGGAGGCAGCUGCUAGAGCUUAUGACCUUGCUACCCUGAAAUAUUGGGGGCCUGAAACACUUAUCUGUUUUCAGGUGAGAGAAGUUGUAGUGGCAGAUGAAAUUGGUGGUAGUGCAGUGAAAAAGAAUGGUGGUCAAGGCGAUAUGGUGGUCGUUGGAUUCACGUCACACAGCUUGAUGUUGGAAUAA
Messenger RNA from Eruca vesicaria subsp. sativa (arugula), 203 nucleotides. Lineage: Eukaryota; Viridiplantae; Streptophyta; Magnoliopsida; Brassicales; Brassicaceae. The record is from the annotation of a GenBank genome assembly.